AUGAGGGCUCAGAGUGCAUUGGAAUGGGUGAGUGCAAGACAAGCAGCAUGUACUGCACACUACCAUGCUUCAUGGGGUGCAUUGAAUGUGCUGGCCCGAGAGCUUGGAAAGGUGGGAUGGCAAGGGGGACUUCAGCCACUGGAAGAUGAGGAUAUCAGACCACUUAUUGAUCUGUAUGCCAUGCCAGGGCAGGGGAGACAAAAGCUGACGUGGAUUUGGAGGAUGAGUGGCAUGGAUAGUGAUGGAGAUGGCACAGAUGAAGAUGGUGUGAGGGUAGAAUGGUGCAAAGCCCGAGCUCGUGCGAUGCGCUGGUCUGAGGAGGUUGAGCUGCUUCACGAGGAGAUGUGCCAUGUCCUUCAAUUUUUUCAGUGGCAGGCUACCUGGUGGGAUGAUCAAGGGAAUCAGCGUGUAGAGGAGGACAAAGGAUGUCUUGAGGGUAUACGAGCUUAUGUGGCCAAGCAAGGACACAUUCGCCACGUGUUCACUGAUCAGUUUCACACUUUAUGGUCUCCUUUCUUAUCUCCCGACACUGUACCAUUAACAAGGCUUGUAUCUGAUGCAGACCACACUGCUGACCUCCCUAAUCUUUCAGCACUGUCUCCACCCAAUAUCUAG
Molecule: messenger RNA, 615 nt
Organism: Suillus plorans
Lineage: Eukaryota; Fungi; Basidiomycota; Agaricomycetes; Boletales; Suillaceae
Exons: 2
Coding region: 1-615 (204 amino acids)
Source: RefSeq, a predicted model, not a curated record